Molecule: messenger RNA, 935 nt
Organism: Nannochloropsis gaditana CCMP526
Product: protein ddi1 2-like protein
Exons: 5
Biological process (GO): proteolysis
Molecular function (GO): aspartic-type endopeptidase activity; protein binding
Source: RefSeq, a predicted model, not a curated record
AAAACAGGCGUGGUUCCCGACGCAUGGCAGCUAUUACCCUUACUGUUGCCGAUGAGGAGGGAAAUGCAGCCUCUCUGCAGGAUACUGUGGAGGCAUUGAAGGCUCUUGUAGAGAUCGAGAUGCGUGUGCCCUCUGCGCAACAAGUCUUGCUGAAGGACGGGGCCCCCCUAGCUCCUGGUGCACGCCUCGGGGCGCUUGGCGUGGCCGACAACGACUUUCUCUUCCUGGUCCGCGACAAUAGCAACGCGAAUAUUAGCGGCAUGAGUGGUCGUGACACAUCCACAAGCAGUGCCACCACAGCGACAGCGACGGCCUCGGCCGACGCGGGCACUGGCAGGGUUGGCCCUGCCAGUGCGGUCCACUCCUUGAAGGACCUUCCCGCUGGGUUGGGGCCCGAGCAGCUCAUGACCACCAUCAAGGCCAACGGGCGCCUUCUGGCCGAGCUCCAGCACCACAACGCUCCGUUGGCCGCGGCCAUCGCGACGGGCGACGUGGUCAAGGUCCGGUCAGUGCAAAUGAAGCAGAAGCUGGAGGCAGUCUCGCGGCGGGUGGAGGAGCAGGAGGCCAUCCGGGCUUUGGAAGCGAACCCGAUGGACCCCGAGGCCCAGCGGAAGAUCGAGAGCAUGAUCCAGAGGGAAAAUGUGCACCGGAACAUGGAGCUGGCCAUGGAGGAGAUGCCGGAGGCCUUCGGGUCGGUGGUGAUGCUGUACGUGGAUGUGCAUGUGAACGGGCACCCGAUCAAGGCCUUCGUGGACUCCGGGGCACAGAGCACCAUCAUGUCCGCCGCCUGCGCGCUCCGAUGUGGCUUGAGCCGUCUCAUCGACACUCGCUUCGCGGGCAUCGCCAAGGGCGUAGGCACGUCCAAGAUCCUGGGUCGUAUCCACAUGCACACACUUAAGGUGGGUGAAAGUCCCCUCUCCCCACUUCAUGGGCUC